Molecule: messenger RNA, 720 nt
Organism: Diuraphis noxia (Russian wheat aphid)
Lineage: Eukaryota; Metazoa; Arthropoda; Insecta; Hemiptera; Aphididae
Source: RefSeq, a predicted model, not a curated record
AUGAAAAUAAUCGAAAAAGAAAAAGCUCAUUGGCGGAAUGUUUUACUAAGAGUUCUUGCCGCAAUACAGUAUUUAGCUAAAAAUAAUGAUGCUUUCCGAGGAUGUUCAGAUGUUUUAUAUGAGAAAAAUAAUGGUAAAUUUUUAGGCAUUAUAGAAAUGUUGGCGAAAUUUGAUCCGGUCAUCUCUGAACAUGUACGUCGUAUUAAAGACAACGAAACGCAUGUUCAUUACCUUGGACAUAAUAUUCAAAACUCGUUGAUUUCCAUGAUGGCACAGGAGAUCGAUUUUGAAAAUGAAUCUAGCUGUUCUGAAAUAAAAGAAUAUUUCAUGGACUUUGUAAAUGUUAGCUCAACUACUGGAAUGGAUUUAUCAAAUAUUUUGAUUGACAAAUUGAAAGAGUAUGGUCUCAACAUACAUAACAUUCGAGGACAGGCUUACGAUAAUGGGGCAAAUAUGGCAGGUUUAUAUAAAGGUGUAAAGGCUCAUAUUUUAAAACAAAAUCCACGAGCAUUUUUUGUCCCGUGUUCAGCACAUAGUCUUAACCUCUGUCUCAAGGAUGCUGGAGGAAGUUCUUCUAUGGCUCAAUUAUUUUUUGGAAUGAUUGAAAGGAUUUAUGUUUUAUUUUCAGCAUCAAUAAACAGAUGGGAGAUUUUAAAGAAACAUUGUAAUAAGCUUUCUAUAAAAAWAAAUGGACAGAAACCCGAUGGAACAGUCGUGUAA